Molecule: messenger RNA, 876 nt
Organism: Penicillium nucicola
Lineage: Eukaryota; Fungi; Ascomycota; Eurotiomycetes; Eurotiales; Aspergillaceae
Product: clathrin light chain CLC1
Exons: 4
Coding region: 1-876 (291 amino acids)
Biological process (GO): intracellular protein transport; clathrin coat assembly; clathrin-dependent endocytosis
Cellular component (GO): clathrin coat of trans-Golgi network vesicle; clathrin coat of coated pit; plasma membrane
Molecular function (GO): structural molecule activity; clathrin heavy chain binding
Source: RefSeq, a predicted model, not a curated record
AUGCAGACCGCCCAGCUGGCAGAAUGGGACGGGGCCUCGCCGCCCGUGUUGACACCCGUGGCCAUCUCAACCUCGCUGAUCGACCUUUCCGACUCUGAUUCUGACAAAGGCUUUACUACUCCUCCCAGUCACUUCACUCACACUAUCAAGAUGGCUGACCGAUUCCCCUCUCUGGAGGACUUCUCUGAGGGCCAGACCGAAGUGGCCGAUACUCAGCGCACCUCCGGAGAUGACUUCCUUGCUCGUGAGCGUGCUGCUCUUGGUGAAGAUGCCGACCAAUUCGCUACCGCUCAAGACCACGUUGGCGAUGAGAACAUCAACGCGGGGAACGACCUACUAGGCGGAGAUGACGAUGAGCCCGUGGAGGAGAUUGGCCAAUUUGAGUCGUCUUUCCCAUCAAUGGAGACCCAGACACAGAAUGAGCGCGUUGCCCCCGGUGGUACCAUUACUGGAUCCGGCUCUCCUUUCCCCGCUACCGGCUACCAGAGCACUCAAAAUGAUGAGGAUGAGGGUCAAUUCGUUCGCGAAUGGCGUGAGAAGCGUGACGCCGAGAUUUCCCGUCGUGAGGAGAUUGCCGCCGAGAAGAAGGCCGAGAGAAUCGCAAAGGCCAAGGAGGACAUCGAUGCUUUCUACCUUUCCUACAACAACAAGGCCGACAAGGGCCGUGCCCAGACCCGCUCCGAAGCCGAACAAUUUGUUGCCAGCCGAGAGGAUACUUCCGCUGGAGGCACAAGCUGGGAGCGCAUUGCUAAACUGGUUGAUGUUUCGGGCAAGGGCUCCGCAGGCGGUGCCAGCGGCUCCGGAAAGGAGCGCUUCCGCGAGUUGUUGACCGAGCUCAAGAAGGACCAGGAAGCACCCGGAGCUAGUGGAAUCUAG